GGAGAUUUAUUCUUCUUCUUCUUCUUCUUCUUCUUUCCAAAAACCCAACGCAAACAUCUUUCAUCUUCUUGGCAAAUACGACAUGACUUACCAAGGCAUUGUCAGAAUGGCAAUCAAUGCUCUUGUUUUCGCACCUGAUUAUUCUUCCUGCAACUACAACAUCGAUACAACCAAAGUUAAUCGUCUCAAACACAUUUUUGAACUAGAAGGAUGUAACCGAUAUGAUCCACAGAAUUUUAUCAGGGGUAGCAUCACUCGGGAUGCUUUACAGAAGGCCCUGGUGCGUUCCCGCUUGACGCUGGCAAGUCUGCAGAGAGAGGGAGAUCCUCCAAUGCUUCACCUUCCACCGGAUACCUAUGUGCGAUGUGAUCAGGGCAGAAGCCGCGUGAAGGCACUCCUGGACACCGAUCGCUCUUUCUAUUGGUGGACCGUUGAACUGUAUGCAGAUAUUCACCAGGAAGCUCCUGGCAGAGCUAGAAAUACUUCCGUUAAUAUUGGAGGGUACUCUGAUGGACGUAUAUGUGCGGAGAUUGUGCAGAGUCGCUUCAACACAAUCGCGGAGGACGAAUGGUGGGCGAAACUUUCUAAGAGCAAGGCGAGCAUCCUGAGAGGUUUACUUGAACAUCACUCCCUGGCUACCCCUUUCGUGGAGUUGAUUCGUAGUAUACCUGCUAUGCGUGAAGAUCUAUUAAUUGGCGUGUGGCACAAAAUAAUUGCAGCCAAAUGCGAUGAGGUACCUUCAGACUCUUCUCAAUGUAACAAUCCAACUGACUUUUUUUCCCCCAGGAGAUUAUCCGGUACUUUAGAUUCAUCCUCAAUACUUGGACUGAAAUCAUGGGGUCGAAGUCAGCAUUGCGACACAUAGAUACCGCCUCUGUAAGGGAAUUGCAACUAAGAGUUCCGGGGUUAUCGGAACAGGACUUGGAGCACGUUACUCGAGUUAUAACGAGUGGGGUAGUGUUUAGAAGUCUCACCAAUACGUCAGAGAGGAUAGCACUGCUGGACCGACUUAGGAGGAUCAAAUUUCUGAUUCCUUCUAUACAUACUCUGCAGAAAGAUGUCAAAUAUCUCCGACCUUGCGCGGAUGUACUGAAGCGGCUCAUCUUGGGCCAAGGACGAUCUUCUUCGACAGCCCAGGCAGUUGCACUUGAUGCCUUCCUACCUGGACGCCAAAGGGGAGCAGAUGCUGAGUUCCUCGACAAGUUGAAACGGGUGUAUCUCUUCAUAAUGCAAAACAUAGUACAACUGACCGAUGAAGCUCCUCUCCGAGGAGAUAGAGCAAAGGUACAGAUGCCGGGACGAGGAGGGCCCAAU
Messenger RNA from Fusarium oxysporum Fo47, 1314 nucleotides. RefSeq lists its product as uncharacterized. The record is from RefSeq and is a predicted model, not a curated record. The transcript has 2 exons. The coding region runs from base 83 to 865 and encodes 260 amino acids. NCBI's taxonomy places the organism in Eukaryota, Fungi, Ascomycota, Sordariomycetes, Hypocreales, Nectriaceae.